AUGUCCUCGGAGCGUCCCUUGUCUACCCUAGGGGUAAAAUCCGAAAAAGAACCGUCAAAGACUCCCCUCACUGAUCACCCGCCCCAUACUGUAGAGUAUGAUGGAGAGGGUCGCGAUGCGGUGGACGGCCCUUUCUUAUCGCCACGCAUUGCCGCAUAUGUUAAGAGGUUUGAAAACCAACUGAUUGAAUACAACCUGGAAGCCCGUGGUAUUGAAAGGGUGCAGCAACAUGAACGGAUGAAAAAGUUGACUUGGGUCUCGUACCUUCAAGCGUUCUUGCUCUGGGUCUCAAUCAAUUUGGCAGCCAACAACAUUACCCUAGGAAUGCUGGGGCCCGUUGUAUAUGGCUUGAGCUUCCUGGAUUCGGCACUCUGUGCGGUUCUGGGUGCUCUCGUUGGCGCAUUAGUUGCCUCAUGGAUGGCUACAUGGGGGCCAGUCUCCGGCGUCCGGACUAUGGCAUUCGGACGCUAUACGAUGGGGUGGUGGCCGAGCAAGAUUGUCGUCAUCCUGAAUCUAAUCCAAAUGCUUGGGUACUCCUUAAUUGAUUGCGUAGUGUGCGGGCAGAUCUUGUCUGCCGUGUCACCAAAUGGGAACAUGUCGGUAGCUGUCGGCAUCGUGAUCAUUGCAGUCAGUUGUUGGGUGAUAGCCACGUUCGGCUAUCAGGUCUUCCAUUACUACGAACGCUUCGCGUUCUUUCCCCAGAUUAUCGUAGUCUCUAUACUAUACGCUGUGUCUUCAUCGAAGUUUGAUCUAUCCACGCCUUCAUCUGGAGAUCCUCGCACACUUGCUGGGAAUCGGUUGUCGUUUUUCUCUAUCUGUCUCAGUGCUGCGAUCACCUAUGCUCCGCUGGCGGCCGACUUCUUCGUCUAUUACCCUGAGAGAACCUCCCGAGUGACACUCUUCUCUCUUUCAUUGGUAGGCCUUAUGGUAUCAUUCACUAUGGCGUUUCUUGUCGGUAUAGGACUUGCAUCUGGUAUUUCAAGUCAUCCAGAGUACGGCGCAGCAUACUCUAGGGGUGCAGGUGCACUUAUCGUCGAAGGAUUCGGACCUCUUCAUGGGUUCGGCAAGUUCUGCUCAGUGGUUGUUGCGCUAGGGCUUAUCGCAAAUACCAUCCCACCGACCUAUUCUGCCGGUGUCGACUUCCAGGUCCUUGGACGGUACGCUGAGAAGGUACCGAGAGCUAUAUGGAACACCAUCGGUGUUAUAAUCUACACCGUCUGCGCAUUAGUCGGUCGUAGCAACCUUUCCGACAUUUUCACCAAUUUCCUCGCUCUCAUGGGCUACUGGGUCGCAAUAUGGUUCGCCAUCAUUCUCGAAGAGCGGUUCAUCUUCCGAUUUCGUACUGGGUAUAACUGGAAUGUGUGGAAUGACCCCUCAAAGCUCCCUGUGGGCAUAGCCGCAUUUGUCGCCUUCGUAGUCGGUUGGGUCGGCGCAAUCCUGUGCAUGGCGCAAGUCUGGUAUAUUGGCCCUCUCUCCAGAUUAGUGGGUGAAUAUGGUGCAGAUAUGGGUAACUACGUUGGAUUCACCUGGGCUGGCCUCGUGUACCCGCCAUUACGGUAUGUCGAGCUGCGCAUGUUGGGCCGAUAA
This is a messenger RNA of Aspergillus bombycis, 1587 nucleotides long. RefSeq names its product purine-cytosine permease family protein. Gene Ontology annotation, molecular function: transmembrane transporter activity. Bases 1 to 1587 code for a protein of 528 amino acids. The transcript is spliced from 6 exons. Gene Ontology annotation, biological process: transmembrane transport. The record is from RefSeq and is a predicted model, not a curated record. NCBI's taxonomy places the organism in Eukaryota, Fungi, Ascomycota, Eurotiomycetes, Eurotiales, Aspergillaceae. Gene Ontology annotation, cellular component: plasma membrane; fungal-type vacuole membrane.